UCCGGAGAGCCGGCGGCAGACGGUGGUGACCGGCAAUUGUUUGUGUGGCAAACGUAGGAUAUGUGGGCAGCCUACUGCUGUUCCCAUAAGAAGUUUUCUUUUGAAUAGUCGUAGUCAAUAGGAUAAGAAAUGAAUCUCAAAUUGAAUUGGAUCUUGGCAUUCGUCUUCCUGGUGCACAUUCCCGCCUACCAUUUGGCCAAAAACAAUGGGAAAAAUGUGGUCGUCGAUGGGAUAAAUGAGAUCAAGGAGUACAAGAAGAUACUGCGCACAAAAACCAAUGUAUUAAUAUGUUUCACCAACGGUCUGAAGCACAACAAUAAUAUUAUCAAGGUGUUCAAAGAAACGGCCAAUGUAGUUAAGGGGCUAGGCACGAUGGUCCUCAUUGAUUGCUCCAGCGAGGCUAAGAAACUCUGCAAGAAGUUGAAGGUGCAGCCAGAGCCUUUCAUAUUAAAACAUUACAAGGAUGGUGAGUUCAACAAGGAUUACGAUAGGAAGGAGGCUGUCAAUUCGAUGGUGAACUUUAUGAGGGAUCCGUUGGGAGAUUUGCCUUGGGAGGAGGAUCCAACGUCUGUCCAUGUGCAGCACAUCGUUGAUGCAGCCUCUUUGGCUAAAUUUAUCCGGAGGGAAACGAAGCCCAUCAUGAUCAUGUUUUACGCCCCGUGGUGCGGUUUCUGCAAGAAUCUGAAGCCCGAAUAUUCGGAGGCGGCCGCUGAUCUGCAGGGCCAAGCGGUGCUGGCAGCGAUCGACGUGAACAGACCGGAAAAUACUGUGAUCAGGACUCAAUACAAUAUUACCGGUUUCCCAACGUUGCUCUACUAUGAACACGGCGUGUUGAAGUUCACCUACGAGGGUGAUAACAAUAAGCAAGCGAUUGUGGCUUUCAUGAAGAACCCGCAAGCCGCUCCGGCGAAGAUCAAGGAGCCGGAAUGGUCGGACACGGACAGCGAAAUCGUUCAUCUGUCUUCGACGAACUUUGAUCCGGUGCUCAAGGAGGAGGCAUCCGUUUUGGUGAUGUUCUACGCCCCAUGGUGCGGACACUGUAAAAGGAUGAAGCCCGAGUACGAGAACGCAGCAGCUCAAUUGAAGGCCGAAGGCAUUCCCGGUAUGCUGGCUGCCGUUGACGCCACGAAAGAGCAGAGCGUUGCGACGAAGUUCUCGGUCAAAGGAUAUCCGACCGUCAAGUACUUCAGUUACGGCGAGAUGAAGUUCGACGUGAACGUGCGGGACGCCCCGAAGAUCGUGUCGUUCAUGAGGAAUCCGCAGGCGCCGCCGCCACCACCGAAACCGGAAACGCCUUGGGUGGAGGAAGUGUCCAACGUCAUUCAUCUGAACGAAGACAAUUUCAAGCCGUUCCUCAAGAAGAAGAAGCACGUCUUGGUCAUGUUCUACGCCCCAUGGUGCGGACAUUGCAAGAAGGCUAAACCGGAAUUCAGCAAAGCCGCCGAUCACUUUGCUGAAGAUCCUAAAGUGGAGUUCGCUGCUGUCGACUGCACAACGGAGCAAGGUCUUUGCAGCGCCAACGAAAUACGCGGUUAUCCCACGAUCAAAUACUUUAGUUACUAUUCGAAGGUCGUCAGGCAGUACAGCGGAGGUCGUACCGAGACUGACUUUAUUAAGUACAUGUCCGAUCCGGAGGCUUUCGCGAGUCCCGCGAAGAGCAGCAGCAAAGAGGAAUGGAAGUUGGACUCGAACAAAGUGGUCCAGCUGACCGACAACACCUUCAAGAAUCAGAUCAAGUCCAAGGAGCCGGUGCUGGUGAUGUUCUACGCGCCUUGGUGCGGCCACUGCAAGAAGAUGAAGCCCGAUUACGCGAAGGCGGCGGACGAGUUGUCGGCGGAGGGCGUCAAAUGCAAGUUCGCGGUGCUCGAUUGCACGACCAAUCCGGAGGUGACGGAAGAGUACGAGAUUUCCGGUUUCCCGACGAUCAAGCUCUUCAAGGACGGCAAAUACGUGGAGGAUUACACGGGGAAACGCACCCCCGAAGACUUGAAGCAGUACAUCAAGGGCGGUCGGGGAACGGCGGCGCCGGCGGCCAACGUUAAGGAGGAGUUGUGAUUGCGUGUUUUUUUUUUAAAUAUCAUCUUCCGUACUUGUGGGUGUUUCAUUUUGUA
This is a messenger RNA of Nicrophorus vespilloides, 2111 nucleotides long. RefSeq names its product protein disulfide-isomerase A5. Gene Ontology annotation, molecular function: protein disulfide isomerase activity. The record is from RefSeq and is a predicted model, not a curated record. The transcript is spliced from 8 exons. The coding region runs from base 130 to 2055 and encodes 641 amino acids. Lineage: Eukaryota; Metazoa; Arthropoda; Insecta; Coleoptera; Silphidae. Gene Ontology annotation, biological process: protein folding. Gene Ontology annotation, cellular component: endoplasmic reticulum.